This is a messenger RNA of Symbiodinium sp. CCMP2456, 182 nucleotides long. The record is from the annotation of a GenBank genome assembly. Lineage: Eukaryota; Dinophyceae; Suessiales; Symbiodiniaceae.
AUGGUCGCCGAGGGCAUCGCCAUGAACACAGUGACCUUCAACGCUUGCAUCAGUGCUUGUGAGGAGGCUGGCAAGUGGAAGGAAGCCCUGUCGCUGCUGCAGAUGAUGGACGCGGCAUCUCAAAAGAAGACGACGAUCAGUUACAAUGCUGCCAUGAGCGCCUGUGGUGCUGUGGGGAAGUG